AUGUCUCUCUUUUACUCCCGCUUUGUCAAGCCAAUCUAUCUGUUUGCCUACGGCUCCUUGGAAUCUCUAUCCGCGUUCCUACCACAUCUCCAUCCUUCAUCGUCUGCAUCUGCUAUCUGCGCUCUCAAUUGCAUCCUCCACCGCAUCCCAGACUGCACCGUCUGCAUCGUAUGGGCUGAAGCCCAACCUGAACCUCGUGGCUGGUUUGCCUCUACCAUUAGAUGGCUGUAUCGAGUAUCCUCCCCGUGGCACCUGGACCCAGAUGUUGCCAGUUCCUUCUUGGUGGAAGAAUUGAGAGCAGCUCGGAUAAGGGCUGACGAUGCCGAACGAGAUGCCCAAGCUGCUCGAAGCGACCAAGUCCUCGCGGAUGAAAGAGCAGCCGAUGCCGAGCAGAGAGCAGCCGACGCCGACCAGAGAGCUGAAGACGCCGAACGAGACGCCCAAGCUGCGCGAGACGACACAUUCCUCGCGGAUGAAAAGCAGCUGGAAAGCUGA
Molecule: messenger RNA, 495 nt
Organism: Ilyonectria robusta
Lineage: Eukaryota; Fungi; Ascomycota; Sordariomycetes; Hypocreales; Nectriaceae
Exons: 3
Coding region: 1-495 (164 amino acids)
Source: RefSeq, a predicted model, not a curated record